Molecule: messenger RNA, 663 nt
Organism: Lodderomyces oxycetoniae
Lineage: Eukaryota; Fungi; Ascomycota; Pichiomycetes; Serinales; Debaryomycetaceae
Gene: ATP4
Product: F1F0 ATP synthase subunit 4
Exons: 2
Coding region: 1-663 (220 amino acids)
Biological process (GO): proton motive force-driven ATP synthesis
Molecular function (GO): proton-transporting ATP synthase activity, rotational mechanism
Source: RefSeq, a predicted model, not a curated record
AUGGCUCGUAUAGCUUUUCGUCCAGCUGCACCAAUCGGGUUGAGAUUUCUUUCUACUCCAGUAGAGCCCAAAAAGAAAGCACAAACUAUUGUUGAUGCCUUGCCUGGAAACAACUUUUUAACCAAAACCAGUGUUUUAGCAACCUCUGCUGCUGCCACCAUUUACGGUUUGUCCAACGGGUUAAUCAUCAUACACGAUGAAACAAUCUUGGUCGUUACAUUCUCCAUUUUCGCUGCGUUAUGUGUCAAGUUCAUUGCGCCAUUAUAUACCGAAUGGGCUGAUGGAGAAGUUAAAAAGGUAAAUGACAUUUUGAAUGGUGCUAGAAACAAGCAUAUUGAAGCUGUUGAAAACAGAAUCAGCUCAGUUGGAGAACUAAAAGACGUUGUAGCUCAAACCAAAGAUUUGUUUGCCGUAUCUAAGGAAACUGCUAAACUCGAAGCUGAUGCCUUUGUCUUGAAGCAAAAAUUGGAAGUUGCUACAGAAGCAAAGAAUGUAUUGGAUUCAUGGGUCAGAUUUGAAAACCAACAAAGACAACUUGAACAAGAGCAAUUGGCUAAAUCUGUUAUUGACAAAGUCAACAAGGAGAUUGAAGAUCCAAAAUUCCAGGAAAAAUACUUGCAAGAAGCUUUGAGAGAGGUUGAAAAAGUUUUUGCAAAAGCUUAA